AUGACAAGGGUUCUCGAGGAGUCAGUAGGAAAAAAUAAAAUAGAAACACCAGCUGAGGCCCGUUCUCGCACACCUAGCUUGAAAAGCAGUUCAAGGACAAGUUCAAGGACAAGUUGUAGUAGCUCGUUGCUAGCUCGUCAGAGAGCAAAGUUGGAGGCAGCGAAAACUCGGCUAACAUUUACUCAGAAGGAGAUAGAACUACAGAAGCAACAAGCUCACAGGGAAGCAGAAGCUCUCAGGCAGAGAGUACAUUACGAAUCAGACCUUCAAUAUUUGAGAUCUCAGCAAGCCGCAGCGGAAGCUCAAGCAGAACUUGAUGCCAUGUGUAAACAGUUAGAGGAUUACGAUAAUGUCUCAAAACGAGGCUCAUUGCCCCUUCCUGCAAUGGAUUCUAGGGAACGGACAGAAAAGUAUGUAAAAGAACACAGUCAGACAGGAACACACGAAAGAUCCAACAGAGUUGAGGAAGUCAAUGUUGACACUGCCUUUAACCAUAACCAUUAUCAAAGUCUACCUCAGCACACAGAGCAAACAUCUAGACCUGUCGCAGGCAUCCACAUUGAUAGUCGUUCAAAUUCUGGACCAACAAGGAAUCGGUUAGAUCCUGACGCACCCAGCUUUCUCCCAGAGAAACACGAGUAUUCAGACUUUACAAAGUACUUAUUGCGCAAGGACCUGCUUCUUCAUAGGUUCACUGCCUUUGAUGAUAAACCAGAAAACUUUGGGAUAUGGAAGGCGACUUUCCAAUCCGUUGUUAAGGAACUCUGUGUUACUCCUAAUGAGGAGUUUGAUCUGAUAGUCAAAUGGCUUGGACCCGAGUCAAAGAAACAUGCGUUAAGUUUGAGAGCAUCAAAUACUACGAACCCAGCCAAUGGGCUAAGGAGGCUGUGGGAGCGUUUACAGGAGAGAUAUGGGUCACCUGAGAUGGUGGAAUCUAGCCUAAAAAAGAAAUUGGAGAAAUUUCCCAAAUUAAGCAAUAAGGACAACAGUAAGUUAUAUGACUUGUCUGACAUUCUAUCAGAGGUGGAAUCAGGGAUGGAAGACCCUCUAUACGCAGGAUUACUUGGCUAUUUCAACACUUCCUCAGGAGUCCUUCCUAUUGUAGGAAAAUUACCUCACCAUCUUCAAGGGAAGUGGACAGUAAGUGCUGCCAAGUACAAGAAAAACAAUGGUGUGGCUUUUCCCCCAUUCUCACAAUUCGUUGCCUUUAUCAGAGAAAUGAGUUCAAUGCUCAAUGACCCAGGCCUUGUGUGCAAGGAGACUGGUACACAUGCGAGAUUUCAGUCGAACAUUCGUGUUGCUAAGACACAAGUUGCUAAGACAAAAGUAUCUGGUAGCGAGGAAGCUGAUAAUUCUAAGCAAAAUAAGAAGCAGUGCCCCGUGCACAACACUUGUUAUCACAGCAUUAAUCAAUGCAGAUCUUUCAGACAGAAAUCUUUAUCGGAGCGCAGGCGCCUUUUAAGCGAGCACGGGAUAUGUUUUCGUUGUUGCGAAUCGAACAAUCAUAUAUUUAAAAACUGUAAAGUGUCGAUCAAGUGUAAAGAGUGUAACAGCGAACAACACCCUACCGCGCUUCAUCCGAGGAACGAUACUUUAUCUGUACAAAGGAACACCACGAACAAGUUUGGUAAGAGCGACAGUGAAGGUUCGAGCCAGCAUGGCGGGGAGAAAGAUGAUGGCGUGGUAAACAAGUGUACCCGUGUGUGUGGAAGGGAGUUCAGUGGAAGGUCAUGUUCUAAAACCAUACUAGUAAAAGUUCACCCUACGGACAGACCAGAUCAAGCUAGAUACAUGUAUGCUAUCUUGGACGAUCAAAGUAACCGUACGUUAUGCCGACCGUCUUUUUUCAACACUAUGAACAUUCCAGGAGGGAAUAUGGAAACGUAUACACUUAUUUCCUGCAGCGGUAACAUUCAUACCGAAGGAAGAUGUGCAAGUGGAUUUUCGGUUUCAUCCAAAGGAGGAAAUUUUACGGUACAGCUACCCAGUAUACUAGAGUGUGCGCAAAUUCCAGACAACCGUUCAGAGAUACCCACCCCAGAAGUGAUCGCGCAUCAUCGUCACUUAAAGGAUGUCGACAUACCACCCUUAGACCCAGAAUCUGAAAUUCUCCUGCUAAUAGGUCGUGAUGUGCCAGAGGCCCACCACGUCCGCGAACAGAUAAUUGGUCCACCAAAUUCACCAUUUGCCCAGAGGAUAAAUCUCGGUUGGGUAGUUAUAGGUAGAGUCUGCCUUGGAUCAACCCAUCCUCCAGACCCGUUAGACAUCUCUGUUCUUAAGACAAGUAUAUUGAGAGACGGGCGUCCUACAUUGUUUCCUCCAUGUGACAAUCAGUUUAAUGUGAACAUUAUUCGUGAGGAAUCAAACAUCGGACAAGACGUGUUUAGACAAACACAGGAUGACAACAAAGUUGACUUGUCUAUAGAAGACAGAGAGUUUCUCAAACUUAUGGACAAAGAGUUCGUGAAGGACAGUCAAGGUAAAUGGACAGCUCCAUUGCCCUUCCGUGAACCACGCCCUAGACUACCUAAUAACAGGCACCAGGCCUUGAAACGUGCUCAGAUCCUUGACGCAUCUCUACAGAGGAAUCAUAUCAAGCGCGAUCACCUUGUUACCUUCAUGAAGGGAAUCUUAGAUAAUGGACACGCAGAAGUGGCUCCUCCACUUUCUGGGAAUGAGGAGUGUUGGUACUUGCCACUUUUCGGCAUUUAUCAUCCCAAGAAACCUGAUAAGAUUCGGGGAGUUUUUGAUUCAUCAGCAAAACAUGAAGGGAUAGCACUCAAUGAGGUUUUGAUGAAGGGCCCUGAUUUGACUAACAAUCUCCUUGGAAUUCUCUUAAGAUUCCGGAAGGAAGAUGUGGCUAUUAGUUGUGAUGUAGAACAGAUGUUCUAUUGUUUUGGGGUCCGAGAAGAUCACCGUAACUAUCUUCGCUUCCUUGAAGACAAUGAUCCAGUAAAGAGAAUGAUAGAGUACAGGAUGUGCAAGCACGUUUUUGGAAAUAGUCCGUCGCCUGCUGUAGCAACCUAUGGGCUUCGCAAGACUGCUCAGGAGAGUAAGAAUGAAUGUGGCAGUGAUGUUUGUGAUUUUAUUGAAAACAAUUUUUAUGUGGACGACGGACUGAAGUCAGUUCCCACUGCUCAAGAGGCAAUUAGUUUGUUGAACAGGACAAAGGAGGAUUUGAGUAGAGGUAACAUCAGACUCCACAAAUUUACGUCGAACUGCACGGAAGUUCUCAAUGCUAUGCCUCCAGAGGAUCUUGCCAGUGAUCUUAGAAAGAUUGAAAUCGGCAUUGAUUCCCUUCCUACUCAACGUAGCCUUGGUCUUUGCUGGAUACUGGAGACUGACGUCUUUACAUUCAAUAUACCUACCGAGUCCAAACCGUACACACGUCGCGGAGUUCUAUCUACCAUAAACAGUUUGUUCGACCCCCUCGGGUUUCUUUCUCCAGUGACAGUACAAGGUAAAAUCCUUCUUCGAAACAUGGUAGCAGGGACAGUCGACUGGGAUCAACCACUACCAGAUGAAUUUAAAGAAGUAUGGGAACAAUGGGACACUUCUAUUCAGGAGCUGGGCACAUUCCAAAUACCCCGCAGGUAUCCUACACAUAUCGAUACUUCGACAGAGCUUCACAUCUAUUCAGAUGCCUCCGAGAAGGCAAUUUCAGCUGUGGCUUAUCUCAGAUCGGAUAAUGACAUUCAUCAACCUCGCUAUGGUUUUGUGAUGGGAAAGUCAAAGGUUGCUCCUCGUCAAGGUCACACUAUACCACGCUUAGAAUUGUGCGCUGCUGUCAUGGCAGUGGAGAUAGCAGAAACUCUCACGGAGGAAUUGCCUUUACCUCGAGAAUGCGUUUCCUUUCACACAGAUAGUAAGGUGGUACUAGGAUACCUGAAUAACCGUACGCGUCGCUUCUUCGUGUAUGUGGCGAAUCGAGUAUCACGGAUUCUGGAUUUCAGUACGCCAGAACAGUGGAGAUAUGUGUCGACCGAGGAAAAUCCAGCUGAUCAAGGUACACGCUAUGUUCGUCCAUCACAGUUGAUGACAAGUUCUUGGAUACAGGGUCCUGCAUCAUUGAAAUCAACAUUGUCUGAGCAUGAUAGGCCAAUCCCUGAAGAGACAUUCCCAAUUGUUACUCCAGAGAGCGAUACCGAGGUUAGACCUGAACCUGAUGUACAGGUUACGAAAACAUUAAUCACAUCAGAAAGCGUUCUCGGUGUGGAUCGUUUUGACAAAUUCUCGACGUGGAACAGCAUACUUCGUUGUCUUUCAUUCUUGUGUCGUUCGACACACAGGAUACGGUCGAGGAUUACCCCGGACAGCAAGGUCAAAACUAACGACUGUACCAUUGCUACUCCUAGUGAAACAAAUCAGGAACAUUUUGUUCUGAAGCAAGUACAACAGAAGUAUUAUCCAAGGGAGAUAAGAUGCCUGACUACCGGACAUUCGAUUCCGAGAGACAGUCACGUUCUUCGUCUGUCAACAUUCUUAGAUGAAAAUGGUUUGCUUCGAGUUGGAGGGAGAUUACAACGGUCAAACUUACCUUACGAUGAGAAACGUCCUAUUCUUAUUCCUGGUUCUAGUCAUAUUGCUACACUUCUCGUGCGACAUUUUCACCAGUCAGUCCAUCAUCAAGGCAGACAGUUCACAGAAGGUGCCAUCAGGGCUGCAGGGUACUGGAUCACUGGAGGGAAAAGACUUGUGUCGUUUGUUAUUCAUCGAUGUGUCACAUGUCGACGUUUGCGUGGAAAGGUAUGUAGCCAGAAAAUGGCGGAUCUGCCUGCAGACCGAUUGACCCCCACACCUCCAUUUACAUGUGUCGGUGUGGAUGUUUUCGGACCAUGGAACAUUACGACACGACGGACACGGGGAGGUUCAGCAUCAAGUAAACGAUGGGCAGUCCUCUACACCUGUAUGACUACACGAGCUGUACACAUCGAGCUCAUUGAGGAGAUGUCCUCCUCAUGCUUUAUCAAUGCAACAAGGAGGUUUUACGCUGUUAGGGGCAAAGUUCGGGAAUUUAGAUCAGACUGUGGAACAAACUUUGUGGGAGCAGUGAAGGAUCUGAACAUCCAAGCUAUAAAUGUUGGUGACAAAGCCCUACAGGAGUUUCUGGACGAAUCGACCUCAGUAUGGAAGUUUAACCCCCCUCACGCGUCCCAUUUUGGAGGCACCUGGGAGCGCAUGAUCUGUGUGGUUCGUAGGAUUUUAGAAGCCCUCUUGAUUGGAUGCAAGACCUUAACCCAUGAGGUCUUAUCUACCUUUAUGGCCGAGGUUAUGGCUAUAGUAAAUGCAAGACCACUUGUACCAGUUUCCACGGACCCGGAUUCACCUUACAUACUCUCACCAUCAGUGCUUCUCACUCAGAAAAUGGGGAACAAUCCGGAAUCCUUCGCAUACUUAAAUGUCAAGGACACUUUCCGUUCUCAGUGGAAACAUGUACAGUAUCUAGCAGAACAGUUCUGGGGUAGGUGGCGCAAGGAAUUUCUCCCUACCAUUCAAGUGAAACGAAAAUGGACCCAGGGGGAGAAAAACCUACAAGAGGGAGACGUUGUGGUUCUAAAGGAUGAGUCUGAAACCAGGAACAACUGGCCUAUUGGUAUGAUCACCCGUACAUUCCCAAGUGAGGAUACUCUGGUUCGAAAAGUGGAGGUUCGUGUUGUACGCAAUGGAAAGACACUAACAUUUAUUCGUCCGAUCUCCAAAAUCAUUUUGCUGUGUCCAAAACAAGACGAGUAA
Messenger RNA from Pecten maximus, 5733 nucleotides. RefSeq lists its product as uncharacterized. Lineage: Eukaryota; Metazoa; Mollusca; Bivalvia; Pectinida; Pectinidae. The record is from RefSeq and is a predicted model, not a curated record. Bases 1 to 5733 code for a protein of 1910 amino acids. Gene Ontology annotation, molecular function: nucleic acid binding. The transcript has a single exon. Gene Ontology annotation, biological process: DNA integration.